AUGUCCCACGCAUUACCAGCUCUCAUUAAAAUGCAUAUCACCAAAGAUAUUGGUUAUGGUCUCCUUUUAGGUAUCAUCCCAGGUGUUUGGUUCAAAUAUCAAAUUGGCCAAUCUAUCCAAAAAAGAGAAGAUUUUUACGCUGCCUAUGAUAAGAGAAAUUAA
Molecule: messenger RNA, 162 nt
Organism: Dictyostelium discoideum AX4
Lineage: Eukaryota; Evosea; Eumycetozoa; Dictyosteliales; Dictyosteliaceae
Gene: cxgE
Product: cytochrome c oxidase subunit VIIe
Exons: 1
Coding region: 1-162 (53 amino acids)
Biological process (GO): proton transmembrane transport; mitochondrial electron transport, cytochrome c to oxygen
Cellular component (GO): mitochondrial inner membrane
Molecular function (GO): cytochrome-c oxidase activity
Source: RefSeq, a predicted model, not a curated record